Molecule: messenger RNA, 6002 nt
Organism: Menidia menidia (Atlantic silverside)
Lineage: Eukaryota; Metazoa; Chordata; Actinopteri; Atheriniformes; Atherinopsidae
Source: the annotation of a GenBank genome assembly
CAGUCUCUCCACCAAAAGAUAAACUGCUUCUCCAGCUGCUAGCUCGGAGGGCGGUCCGAGAUGAUGAGCAUGCUAGUAGCCCUCGAGCGGACUAGCUGUGCAUAGCUAGCCUGCUACUAAACACUGCAGUUUCUUUUUAGACGCUACGAUGAGGAACAUCAUGAAGUUUUAUUGGUUUAUUUCACUACAAUAUUAUGACAACAAUUUCGGGAGCUAGGGGUGUCUUCCCCCCUACUAAACAAGGACUACCCAGAUCCCUUACAAUACCCGUUUAGAUGGACUGACGUUGGUUGACAUCACAUCGCUCUUCUGGUAAUUACCAGGUUCUGAAAGGAGCAGAUUUGCUGGCACAACCAUGCCUCCCAGGCCGUCCUCCGGAGAACUAUGGGGGAUGCACUUGAUGCCCCCCAGCAUCUUAGUGGACUGCCUUCUGCCAAAUGGCAUGAUUCUCACGUUGGAGUGUCUCAGAGAGGCCACACUUAUCACAGUCAAGCACGAGCUGUUCAAAGAGGCCCGGAAGUACCCUCUUCACCAUCUGCUGCAGGAGGAGAGCUCCUACAUCUUUGUCAGUGUCACCCAAGAGGCGGAGCGGGAGGAGUUUUAUGAUGAGACCCGGAGGCUGUGCGAUCUAAGACUUUUUCAAGCUUUCCUCAAAGUUAUCGAGCCAGUGGGUAACAGAGAAGAGAAAAUUCUCAAUAGGGAGAUAGGUUUUGCGAUUGGAAUGCCUAUUUGCGAGUUUGAUUUGGUGAAAGACCCAGAAGUCCAGGACUUUAGAAGGAACAUUCUAAAUGUUUGCAAAGAAGCUGUGGACCUUAGAGACAGUAAUGGACCUCACAGCAGAGCUUUGUACGUUUAUCCUCCGAAUGUAGAAUCCUCAGCAGAACUUCCCCGGCACAUCUAUAAUAAGCUAGAUAAAGGUCAAAUCAUUGUGGUCAUAUGGGUCAUCGUUUCGCCAAGCAACGACAAGCAGAAGUACACCCUGAAGAUCAACCACGACUGCGUGCCAGAGCAGGUGAUUGCCGAAGCCAUCCGGAAGAAGACGCGGAGCAUGCUCCUCUCCCAGGAGCAGUUGAAGAUGUGCGUCCAAGAGUAUCAGGGAAAGUACAUCCUCAAAGUCUGCGGCUGCGACGAGUAUUUGCUGGAGAAAUACCCCCUGAGCCAGUACAAGUAUGUCCGCAGCUGCAUCAUGCUGGGAAGGAUGCCCAAUCUGAUGCUGAUGUCCAAAGACAGCCUGUAUUCCCAGCUGCCGAUUGACAACUUCACCAUGCCGUCGUACGCGAGGCGGAUAUCAACAGCCACGCCGUAUAUGAACGGGGAGACGGCCACCAAGUCGCUUUGGACAAUCAGUGGAAUGCUAAGGAUCAAGAUACUCUGUGCUACUUACGUCAAUGUAAACAUCCGGGACAUUGAUAAGAUCUAUGUCAGAACAGGGAUAUACCACGGUGGGGAGCAGUUGUGCGACAACGUCAACACCCAACGCGUGCCCUGCUCAAACCCCAGGUGGAACGAGUGGCUCAACUACGACAUGUACAUUCCGGAAAUCCCCAGAGCUGCCCGACUCUGCCUCUCCAUCUGCUCGGUGAAAGGAAGGAAGGGAGCUAAAGAGGAGCAUUGUCCUCUCGCCUGGGGCAACAUCAACCUGUUUGACUACACCCACACACUGGUAGCAGGAAAGAUGGCUCUCAACCUGUGGCCUGUCCCUCACGGCCUGGAGGACCUGCUCAACCCUAUCGGUGUCACGGGCUCCAACCCCAACAAGGAAACCCCAUGCUUGGAGCUGGAGUUCGACCAGUUCAGUUGCCCAGUCAAGUUCCCCGACAUGACCAUCAUUGAGGAUCACGCAAACUGGAAUAUAUCCAGAGAGCUGGGCUUUAAUUACUGCCACACCGGUUUGAGCAACCGAGUGGCUCGUGACAACCCCCUUACUGACGGUGACAAUGAGCAGCUGCGACAAGUGGGUAACAGAGACCCGCUGUCUGAAAUCACUGAGCAGGAGAAAGACUUCCUGUGGAGGCACAGGCACGACUGUAUCAAUAUCCCAGAGAUCCUUCCAAAGAUCCUCCUGGCAGUGAAAUGGAACUCCAGGGACGAGGUUGCACAGAUGUACUGCCUUCUGAAAGACUGGCCCGCCAUCAAGCCGGAACAAGCCAUGGAGCUAUUGGACUGCAACUUUCCCGAUCCCAUGAUCAGGGAUUUUGCGGUGAAGUGCCUUGAGAAAUACCUAACUGAUGACAAGCUCUCACAGUACCUCAUUCAGCUGGUUCAGGUCCUAAAGUAUGAGCAGUACCUCGAUAACCCACUUGCCCGCUUCCUCCUGAAAAAGGCAUUAACCAAUCAGAGGAUAGGACAUUUCUUCUUCUGGCAUUUAAAAUCAGAGAUGCACAACAAAACAGUGAGCCAACGCUUCGGCCUGCUGCUGGAGUCGUACUGCCGGGCGUGCGGCAUGUAUCUGAAGCACCUGAGCAGACAGGUGGAAGCCAUGGAGAAGCUCAUUAAUCUCACCGACCUCCUCAAACAGGAAAAAAAAGAUGAGGCGCAGAAGGUUCAAAUGAAGUUUUUGGUGGAGCAGAUGAGGAGGCCUGACUACAUGGAUGCACUGCAAAGCUUUAUCUCCCCACUGAAUCCUGCACAUCAGCUUGGAAACCUCCGCUUGGAGGAAUGCAGGAUGAUGUCAUCCGCAAAGCGGCCUCUCUGGCUAAAUUGGGAAAACCCAGAUAUGAUGUCUGAGCUGCUCUUUCAGAACAAUGAAAUCAUCUUCAAAAAUGGAGAUGAUCUGAGGCAGGACAUGCUGACGCUGCAGAUCAUUAGAAUAAUGGAGAACAUCUGGCAGAACCAAGGCCUUGAUCUCAGGAUGCUGCCGUACGGUUGCCUGUCUAUCGGGGACUGCGUGGGUUUGAUCGAGGUGGUGAGGAACUCGCACACCAUCAUGCAGAUCCAGUGCAAAGGAGGACUGAAGGGGGCACUGCAGUUCAACAGCCACACACUGCAUCAGUGGCUCAAGGAUAAGAACAAGGGAGAGAUGUACGACCAGGCCAUAGAUCUGUUCACGCGCUCGUGUGCUGGCUACUGCGUGGCCACGUUCAUCCUGGGAAUAGGAGACCGACACAACAGCAACAUUAUGGUCAAAGAUGAUGGACAGCUGUUCCAUAUAGACUUUGGCCAUUUCCUCGACCACAAAAAGAAGAAGUUUGGGUACAAAAGAGAGCGCGUGCCCUUUGUGCUCACUCAGGACUUCCUGAUCGUUAUUAGCAAAGGAACACAGGAGUGCACCAAAACGAGGGAGUUCGAAAGGUUCCAGGAGAUGUGUUACAAGGCGUACUUGGCAAUCCGGCAACAUGCCAACCUCUUCAUCAACCUCUUCUCCAUGAUGCUGGGCUCAGGCAUGCCCGAGCUGCAGUCGUUUGACGACAUCGCCUACAUCCGGAAGACCCUGGCCCUGGACAAAUCGGAGCAGGAGGCCUUGGACUACUUCAUGAAGCAGAUGAACGACGCCCACCACGGCGGCUGGACGACCAAGAUGGACUGGAUCUUCCACACAAUUCGCCAGCACGCCAUGAACUGAGCACGGUGGGGCAUGAGAGCCCGACGCAGCGACAGCUCUCACACACACACAAAAAAACAAACAAACAAGUUUUUUUUUUCCCGUACACAUGAAGGCCUGGUCAACAGUUUUGCCAGCGGUGUCGCUCGAAAACAUUAUUCGCCACACUACAAAUCGGAGUUAUCCAGAAACCCCAUUUUAAAAAGAUGGGAGAGUACCUCAGCUGUUUUUUUCAUAGGAAUUUAUAAAUUCUAACGGACCUUGACAACAUCAGCCUUUACAUGAACUAUGGAGAAUUUUCUUUUUCUUUUUUUAUUCGUUUCAAAGUAUCUCCAGCUAUCAGGAUUAACAGAGGAACAUAAUGAAGUGGUGAAUCCCUACACAGUUAGCUUUUUCCUAAAGACUUUCUAACAGACUAAAAGAGUAGCAGACUCUUUUUUUUUUACCCCUACUACCUAUGUUAAAACUGGUGAAAAUGAGGCAGGUUGGGUUUAUCAGUGCGUACGCAGUGUACAAGCGCAAAGAAGAAAAAAAAAAAGAACUAAGCCCAAAAGCACUCACACACUGGUAUGAACAGUCCCCAGCACUACAAGUACGAGACGGAGUUGGUGUGUUGAUGAAGAAGCUAAGCCAGCAGUUCACACUUUUUGGAGCAAACUACGAAAGCGCGUUUCUAACCUGCCAUGUCACGCCAGACGGCUGAAUUUUGUACAGCACGAUAUCCGUAUACUUGUAUGCAUUUGGUGCACAUAUUCCUUAUUCGAGUAAAUUUUCUACUGAGCCAAAGUACUAAGCGUAUAACCCCACUACUCGACAGGUUCACUGCGAAUGGAAGAAGAAGAAAGGAAAAAAAAAAAGAGUCACUAUUAUUCCAAGUCUCGUGUGUCCACAUAGCACUGAUGUCUGCAGUAUUUGUUUUUGUUUUGUCUAUCAGUAUUACUCAGCCGAAGUACAUCCGCCAUCCACCCAGCUCAGACGGACCAGAUGAAAAAACUCUCCGAUGUCCGCCCGCUCAACGCGACUUUAUCCGUUUGUGCGUUUGUUUGCUUCGGCAUUUAAAAACCAUCGAAGGGGUGCGUCUGUGUAGUGUUUGUUAAGCAUCUUGCGCUGUUACACUAUGCAAGUUGGGAUCCUCGCGUACUGUAAAUGCCAAAAAAAAAAGAAAAAGAAAAAAAUAACAAGAAAAAACAAAACAAGGUGAUGUCAGACUAACCUUCCCGAUUGCACUGGCACAGAGAGCAGUGUCGGGUGGGGGGGGGGGGAGCAAAAUGCUGCCAUGGAACGGCUUAGUUCUGCUUCUUUCCAGCAAAACGAACUGUGAGAAAAAACCUGCCUUUCUAGACCCUGCCUUUUACCUGUCCUUGCAUUGCUUCUCAACUAACUAACUUUGAAACUUUCUACCUAAGCCAUCAGUAUGCCCGAUAUGGAGUGUUGCCUCUCUCCUCGCUGUCAAUCACAGACUCUCGACAUCCGGGUAAAGAAAAGUGACCGAAGUGAUAUUCUCUCAACCCUCCAAGUGUCUUCUUUCCGUACUCCUUCCUGUGAUUGUUGCUCCUCUGCACAGGUCCACGUGCACGAGGUCUGCUUAGUAUUCUAGCUUUACAGAAUAAGUCAGAGGUAGACGGUCUCCCUGACCCCUACGUAGCGCUAAAAGUCCAGGUUGUGUCUCCUGCACACGGUUGAAGGCUUAGAGCUGCUCAGGAGACCGAUUCCACCAGGACGCAUGGGCCUCUGUACAGGAUACAGAGCAGUGGGCCGGACCCCAACUGACAGAACUAAACCCCAUGUACUUUAUAGAAAAAUCUAAAUGAUGCUAUUUUCCCUUUGUACUUAGCUAUGGUAGCUUCUUUAACACACUGCAUUAUGCAUGAGGUCGUCAGAUAUCUACUUUCUAUCUUUUCUUUUUGUAUCUUUUUUUUUUUUUUUUUUACCCGUUGUUUACUUGAAUUUCAUGUAUAGAAAUGAUCUUGUUACUUGUUUCGAGGUACAAAAAAGAAAGUGACGAUGAAGGUAACAGAUACUGCUACUACAUGUGCAAAUGCUUUCCUUGAAUAACUAUAGAGGUAAUAUAUUUUUGUAUUUUGAAAUGUAAACAAAACUCGUACGUGUAACCGCUAACCAAAAACGAAAAAAAAAGGAAAAAAAAAAAAAGGAGAAGGAGGCAACAUUCUCAUAUUAAGUCCAGCCGCCUUCUCCUUGAUGUUUAAUAGAAGAGGUGAAUGAAGGUUCACCAGUAUCAAACAGAGACCUCUCGUCUUCUGGUGGAAGUCUAUAUGCACAAUAAGUUUGAAGAAACUACCCUGCAUGUUUCAAAGCAAACCAGAGUCAUGUUAAUUAUGUAUUCAUUUUUGUAUAUCUCAUAAAGCUUCCAACACUAACCUGUUUUAACCAUCCCGUACGUCCGAUAGACUGUACCCAUUCAUUUAUUGUGCUGUUGAAUAAAAACUUUUUUCCCUAAGAA